This is a messenger RNA of Mytilinidion resinicola, 572 nucleotides long. RefSeq lists its product as uncharacterized. Lineage: Eukaryota; Fungi; Ascomycota; Dothideomycetes; Mytilinidiales; Mytilinidiaceae. The transcript has 4 exons. The record is from RefSeq and is a predicted model, not a curated record. The coding region runs from base 1 to 432 and encodes 143 amino acids.
AUGGUAACAAUUAGUAGCAAUCAGGUGUUCAGACGCUACGGCCUGAAAAUCUACAAGCGUCCCCCAACCUACUCAAUCCAGCUACAUUCUCUCAUUCAGUCACCAGUCCACUAUGUCGACCCAACAAACACAGGGUGCUGCGGGCAAGGCCCAGCGGGUCAGGCCUCAGGUGGUCAGCCCGGAGGCGGAGCAGGCUCAGGCGGAGCUGGUUCGGGCCAGGAAGGUGCGGGCAAAGGUGGCGGUGCGGCUAAAGGUGCUGGGAAGGGCCUUGACGACGACCCCAAAAACUCCCCAAGUCGUCAUACAAAAGAGCCUACAUUUCCGGCUUCAAGGUGCGCGACCUGGGGGUGCGGCAUUGUCGUCCAGAGCGGUUAUGUCUGCCCCAAUUGCGGUGCCGAAAACCCAGUAAAACCAAGGAAACCUUCGAAGUAGCAGCAGCUCAAUAGUCUGAAGGUUCAACCCUCUUUCUGUAAUCGGCUUCACUACACUGCAGCCAGACAAGCCCCUUCAAGAGCAUAGCGAUAGUGUAGUUCGGUUCCCUAUUCUAAGCCACAAUUAAAUGAGAUUCUAAU